GGACUGCGCACACCGUGGCGCACACCGUGGCGCACAAAGAAACGUGAACAGGCCCCACUGCCACUCACCUUGGGUGGUGCAGGUUAGGACUUCCGCGGCGCCGCUCUGGGCGGCGGGCUGAGCCGAUCGUAGCGGCGAGCCUCGGUCGAACGAUGCAUGAGGCCCGUCACGGACAGCCGCUGAGCAGUGAGCUCCUUCUGCUCGUGGGCGCCGGCGAGGGCACGCCUGUGCUGCCGGCAUCGGGCGAGCAGCAGCGGCGCCCGAUCGGCGUGGUCCUGGCGGACGAAGCCUCUUCCGUGGCCGCAAAGCCGGCCGCCGGCUCACGCUGGUGCUUCUCCGACGCGGUCGAGUCCGACCCGGCCGGCCGCGACUUUGCGCGCUCCACCGACUGCUGCACGCUCCGCUGGACGCCUGCAAAGGGCCGUCACGCCACUGCGACCCGCGAGAUCUCGCGUGGACGCGUGCUUCUGCGGGCCUCGGCUGCGGCAGUCGCCAACACGGCUGCGAGCGGCGCGGCGACGGCCCUCCUCGCGGAGUCGUCGGGGCGCGACGGCGCGGCGGCCUCUGCGGACGCGCAGCGCGUCGGGCUGGACGCGUCGACGCUCGCUCUCUCGCUCGAGCUCUUGCGGUCGGGUCGCGAGGCGGCCGAGGAGGCGGCGGGGUCGCUGCUGACGCACCGCGAGCACCUAUCCGCCGCCGAGGCGGAGGCGUGGGAGCGCACCGCCCAGAGACUGCGCUCGGCUGCGGCCAGCUCUGGUGGCUCUGGUUGCUCUUGUGCGUCCGGCUGGAGUGAUGAGGCGGUGCUGCGGCUGCUGCUCGCGGUGCACGCGAACGCGCACCCGGUCCUCGACGACGCGACGGCGAGCCGGACGGUCGGGCUCGGCCUCUUCCCCGCCGCCUGCCUGCUCAACCACUCCUGCGCCCCGACGGGGGUCCUCUCCUUCGAAGCCGGCGGCAAGGUCCUCGUCGUGCGCGCGCUGGUCGACUUGCGGCGCGGGCAGGAGGUCACCUACUCGUACCUCGACGAGCCCCACCUCUUCGCCCCGUGGCGGCAGCGGAGGGCGCUCCUGCGCGCCGCACACCGCUACGAGCCCUCCCAGCCUCGCAGCAGAGAGGAGAGCGAGGCGGCGGCGCUCUGCCGAUCGCGCCUGCCCGCCGCCGCGCUGGGCGAGCCGGCGGAUGAGAACGCGGCAAGGCGGCCCGCGCCCGCCGACUGCGCCUACGAGGCCCGGUAUGAGCAUCUCCCGGAGCGGCUCGCGUACGCGUCGAUGCGGCUGAUCGCCGCGCGGGAGCAGGUGAUGCCCCUCGGCACGCCCGGCCUCGCGACGCUGUACGCCUCGCACGGCUCGGCGCUGGUCCGCCUCCUCCGCGCGGGUCGCUUCUCGGCCGCCGGCAGCGCAGAGGCCCUCGGGCAGGCGGAGCAAUCCCUCGCGGCCGCCUGCAGCAUCCGCGCGAGCUGCCUCGGCGACGAGCACCCGCUCGUGGCCGCCACAGCCCGCGCGCUCGCCGACGUGAGGCAGCGCCGGAGGCAGCGCGCGGGGGGCGCGACGUGACCAGAGAGUUUCCAUUCCUUCUUUUGCGACCGCCGCUGAGCGCUGUGAGGUGUGAGGUGUGUGGCGCGCAGCUGCGGAGCGUGCGGCCUGCGGCCGGUGUGUGCGGAGCGGAUCGAUUUCUUUACGAUUGAACGUUCU
This is a messenger RNA of Emiliania huxleyi CCMP1516, 1691 nucleotides long. RefSeq lists its product as hypothetical. The record is from RefSeq and is a predicted model, not a curated record. Gene Ontology annotation, molecular function: protein binding. Bases 153 to 1553 code for a protein of 466 amino acids. The transcript has 4 exons. Lineage: Eukaryota; Haptophyta; Isochrysidales; Noelaerhabdaceae. Gene Ontology annotation, cellular component: nucleus.